Molecule: messenger RNA, 2508 nt
Organism: Zea mays
Lineage: Eukaryota; Viridiplantae; Streptophyta; Magnoliopsida; Poales; Poaceae
Product: Somatic embryogenesis receptor kinase 2
Exons: 11
Coding region: 1251-1778 (175 amino acids)
Biological process (GO): protein phosphorylation
Molecular function (GO): protein kinase activity; ATP binding
Source: RefSeq, marked predicted
CGUAUCGCCAUUCUACCCAACCGCAACGAAAAUGAGCCCAGGCGAUAAAGGCUGAGUCCGUCCGUCGAAAAGCGAGCGCAGAGUGGGAGAGAGAAGGGGGUCGAUUCGGAGAGAUCGAGAAAGAGGAGGGAGGCGGAGGGCGACGUGGCGGUGGGUGCUGAAGCGGAGCCUGCAGCGCCCGCUCGAGUACUCGCCGGAUCGCCCGACCUGCCGGUACAGCGCUGCAGACAGCCUGAUCCGGCCGAUCCGGCGGGAAUGGCGGCGCGAGGAGGGAUCUAGCGGAGGUGGUGGGGUCGCGCGGCAAUGGCGGAGGCAGAGCCGCGGCGCCGGUGGGCGGUGUGGGCGCUACUGCUGCUGCUCCACCCCGCCGCGCUCGUGCUCGCCAACACCGAAGGUGCGCGGUGAUGCCUUGCAUAGCUUACGUACCAACUUAAAUGAUCCUAAUAAUGUUCUACAAAGUUGGGAUCCCACUCUGGUCAACCCCUGCACUUGGUUUCAUGUUACCUGCAAUAAUGACAACAGUGUCAUCAGAGUUGAUCUUGGAAAUGCUGCACUAUCAGGAACUUUGGUUCCGCAACUUGGACAGCUCUAAAACUUGCAGUACCUGGAGCUCUACAGUAAUAAUAUCAGCGGAAUUAUACCUAGUGGAUUUGGAAACCUUACAAACUUGGUCAGUUUGGAUUUGUACCUGAACAACUUCACUGGUCCAAUACCAGAUUCAUUGGGGAAGCUAUUGAAGCUGCGGUUCUUGCGUCUUAACAACAACAGCCUUUCUGGUUCAAUUCCAAAAUCAUUAACUGCUAUCACUGCACUCCAAGUUCUGGAUCUGUCAAAUAACAAUUUGUCUGGAGAAGUUCCAUCAACUGGUUCCUUUUCUUUAUUCACCCCUAUCAGGAAGUAGCUCUUCUAGUACUGGAGCAAUUGCUGGUGGAGUGGCUGCUGGCACAGCCUUGCUAUUUGCUGUUCCUGCAAUUAGUUUUGCCUAUUGGCAGCGCAGGAAACCACAAGAACAUUUCUUUGAAGUACCUGCCGAGGAAGAUCCAGAGGUGCAUCUUGGCCAGCUUAAAAGAUUUUCACUACGAGAAUUACAAGUUGCAACAGAUGGCUUCUGCAAUAAGAACAUUCUUGGAAGAGGUGGAUUUGGCAAAGUCUACAAAGGACGGCUGGCAGAUGGAUCUUUGGUUGCUGUUAAGAGACUAAAGGAGGAGCGCACGCCUGGUGGGGAAUUACAGUUUCAAACAGAAGUUGAGAUGAUUAGUAUGGCUGUACACAGAAAUCUAUUGCGUCUUCGUGGAUUCUGUAUGACACCAACAGAAAGGUUGCUUGUGUAUCCAUACAUGGCUAAUGGAAGUGUUGCAUCACGUUUAAGAGACCGGGCACCAGCUGAACCUCCGCUAGAUUGGCAAACAAGGAGAAGGAUUGCUUUGGGUUCUGCUAGGGGCCUGUCUUAUUUACAUGACCAUUGUGACCCAAAGAUUAUUCAUCGUGAUGUCAAAGCUGCAAAUAUUUUGUUAGAUGAAGACUUCGAGGCUGUGGUGGGGGAUUUUGGUUUGGCCAAACUAAUGGAUUACAAGGAUACCCAUGUAACUACUGCUGUUCGUGGAACAAUUGGGCACAUUGCACCUGAAUACCUUUCAACAGGAAAAUCCUCUGAGAAAACUGAUGUAUUUGGCUAUGGAAUUACACUUUUAGAGCUUAUUACAGGACAGCGGGCCUUCGAUCUAGCUUGCCUUGCUAAUGAUGAUGAUGUCAUGCUUCUUGAUUGGGCUGACAGCUGAACAAGUAGUGACAUGCUCCUGUCCCUGAAAGUCAAGGGAUUGCUCAAGGAGAAGAAACUGGAGAGUCUGGUCGACCAAGAUCUAGAACACAACUACGUCGACGUUGAGGUGGAAUCUCUGGUACAGGUCGCACUCCUCUGCACUCAGAGCAACCCCAUGGAACGCCCUAAGAUGUCAGAGGUUGUGAGGAUGCUCGAAGGCGAUGGUCUCGCCGAGAGAUGGGAGGAGUGGCAGAAAGCGGAAGUAGUACGGCAAGAGGUCGAGCUAGGCCCUCAUCGAACUUCGGAAUGGAUCCUCGACUUGACCGACAACCUCCACGCUGAACAGCUGUCAGGGCCGAGGUGAAGGCAGCUUUGGACUCACUGAUUCUUGUAUCUUGCAAGGGCAAUAGCGAUGUGUAUCAAUCAUCCUAGUCAAGAAUCCCCCAUUUGUUCAUACCAAUCGUUGGGUGAAGCGAGGAGAUGUGGUCAGCCAUGAUGUGCAUUGGAUGUAUGUUGCUGAGGUGACAUGGCUGAGUUCAUAUAUGCGAGGGCAGCAGAGCUCGACAAGCUAGUGUCGUGCGCUGUCGGUGCAUGCACUAGUGGUCCUGGAUUUGCGAAGGUAGGGGGAGCUAAGGUGCUGUGGCUGUCAUCUGGGUCUGCGAUAAGUUAAUUGUACUGACAGUUGACAUCUAACUAUUUUGUGUAUCUAAUGUAAGGUUGGAAGGAACUGACGCGAACCGUUCUGACUC